UGAGGAGCGAGAAGGGGGUGGGAAGCCAGCCAACGCCUCGCCUCAGCGCUGGGUAAACUCGGCGGCGUCUCUCGCUGGCCCGGCAGUGGCGGCGACGGAGAUGAGGAUGGCUGCGCUGGCGAGCCCGGCCGAGCGGGCCGUCUUGGAAGAAGAAUUUAAAUGGCUUUUAGGAGAGGAAGUUCACUCCGUCCUUCGUCAGCUGCAAGAGAUCCUGAAGGAGGCUUCUCACCGCUUUAAUCUGCCAGCCAGCAGCACAGAAGGGCCUAUAAAACAGGAAAACUUUAUCCUGGGGAGUUCCAAUGUCGACCAAGUGAAAGGAGUCCUAACUCUCCAGGGAGAUGCUUUGUGUCAAGCGGACAUUAACUUGAAAAUGCCCAGAAAUAACCAGCUGGUUCAUUUUGCCUUCCGGGAUGACAAACAGUGGAAACUCCAGCAAAUCCAGGAUGCAAGGAACCAUGUCAACCAAGCGGUCUACCUGCUUACCAACCGGAGCACCAAUUACCAGUUCAAGACAGGUUCCGAGGUUCUCAAGCUGAUGGAUGCUGUGAUGCUGCAGCUGACACGAGCACGGAAUCGGCUGACCACUCCGGCCACUCUGAGCUUGCCAGAGAUCGCCAGCAGUGGACUCACGAAAAUGUUCACUCCAUCUCUGCCUCCAGACAUCCUGAUCAAUUUCUACAUCAACCUAAAUAAGGUCUGCUUAACGGUCUACCAGUUGCAUCCUUUGCAGCCCAGUUCCACAAAGAACUUCCGGCCAGCUGGAGGGUCCAUCCUGCAUAACCCUGGGGCCAUGUUCGAGUACAGUAACCAAAGAUACGAAGUCAGCCACGUGCACAAGGUGGAGUGUGUGGUACCCUGGCUGAACGAUGCCCUCGUUUUCUUCACCGUCUCCCUGCAGCUUUGCCAGCAGCUCAAGGAUAAGAUUGCUGUGUUUUCCGGCUACUGGAACUACCAGCCCUAUUGAUCUUCCCGCAGAGAGUGAUCCGGUCAGUUUCAGGCCACUCCCUUCCCGUGAAGGUCUCAUGAUAUAAACUCUCACCUGCAAAGAACAUCCAGAUUCUGCCACUCCAUGGGCAGUAGUAGCUGAUGGGCAGGAGGCAAUGCCCGCCAUUGGCAUCUUUGUAUUCAGAAUGUCAUUAUUUAUUAGCACUUUAGAAGUAACGUUCAUUUCUUUCCGUGGGCAUCAAAAUUAGGCUGAGCCAAUAAACAACUGAUCAAACUGUGCCCCAUUUGCGGGGUGGGGGGGGGGGGAGUGGUUACAAACAAGAGUGGGGAUGAAGAGCAGCCUUUGCUGAACCUGCUUUGGGCUCGUCUCAGAAAGGCCAAGUAUGGGGUGGGUCCAGGGGUGAAAUCUACUUACCUUCCCUACCAGUUCGGAAAUGCGCGCGCAGAGGGUCAAAAAUGGGUUACUUCCUGAUUAAAACCAGGAAGUAACGACAUCUGGGCAGGUGGGCGGAGCCUCGCACUGCCGUCGCUACCAGUUCGCCGAACCACGCAGCGCUCGCGCGAGACGGACAAAACUGGCAGGAUUUCACCACUGGGUGGGUCACACCUUAUUCCUUUCUUGGCAAAUCCUUGUCAUUUUUUGGGUUUCCUUCUCCCUCGUGCCUGCCCCUUCUCUAGCCUUUUGCACCAUAGUGACGGUUCCCUUGCAUAAUGUCGUCUUUUUGAAAAGCGUUAAGGGACAGCUGGGUUUUGGUGGUAGUUCCCCCCCCCCCCUAUUUUGUAGAAGCAGAUAGACAACUGCUGCUUCAUCGGGUCUUCCAGAGAAUCUUCGCUGGCCACCAAACAGUAGAAAAAGUCCAAGGUGGCCUCGGUAACAAAGUUAGUUGCUGCUACACAUAACGUGAAUUCCAAUCCGUGCUCCUAAUAUUGUGUGUGGAAUAAACCUCCCUGAUUAUCGUG
This is a messenger RNA of Pantherophis guttatus, 1905 nucleotides long. It is a transcript of the gene ROGDI, whose product is annotated as rogdi atypical leucine zipper. The record is from RefSeq and is a predicted model, not a curated record. NCBI's taxonomy places the organism in Eukaryota, Metazoa, Chordata, Lepidosauria, Squamata, Colubridae. Gene Ontology annotation, cellular component: RAVE complex.